Meloidogyne enterolobii is the source of this 689-nucleotide messenger RNA. The record is from the annotation of a GenBank genome assembly. Lineage: Eukaryota; Metazoa; Nematoda; Chromadorea; Rhabditida; Meloidogynidae.
UUGAAGAUUUAAAUUUAAAUAAAAAUUCAAAAGAAGGCAAAAAAUUAGGAAAAGUUGUUAAAUUGUCAGAAUCUGUUUAUGAAAAAAUUAGAGAAUUAAAUUUUAAAUUAUUAGACAAAAAUAAUUUUAAAAAUAUGAAUAAAGAGUUGGAUGAAGCGUCUAAAGAAAUAAUUAAUUUAAUUAAAUUAAUUAAUAAAAUAAAUCCUUUAAUUGGUUAUUUUGAAGAAUUAAAAGAAAUUGAGAAAGAAGUUAAAAAAAGAAAUAAAAAAGAGAAGAAGGAAAAUGAUGUUUUUACAGACGAGGAAAUUAAUUUAGGAAAUGAAAUUUUAAAUAAAAUAGAUUUCUUGAUAGAUAAAGCAAUUGAAGAAUUUAAUGAAGGAAUUGAAGAAAAAUAUAAAAUUUUAAAAGAAAAUGCAGAAAAAAUAAUUUUUGAAAAUAAAGAAAAUAAAAAUUAUUUUUAUUUGGAAAUAUUAACUGAAAUUGAUGAAAUUAAAAAUUAUUUUAAAGAAUCUAGUGAUCUUUUUGUUGGUUAUUGUUUAACUAAAAGAAUUGAAAAUUCAUUCAACAAAGAUGGAACUGUGAAAUUUUCUGAUUUUUUGAGUGAUGGCGUUGGGCAUGAAUAUGGAUUGGAAUUGAAAGAAUUUUUGGGGCAAACACGAAUUGAUAUGAAGUAUAUAAAUAUAAAUUAA